AAUACAGCAAUAUUCAUUUAGUCGUUAUAUGUUCAUUUACACUACGUUACUAGAUUAGUAAAACUUCACCAAAUUUAUUUAAGCCUACUCCUACAACCAACAUGUUUCUAAACAGUUUUAGAGUUUUAGUUAAAAUUGAGAAAAAUGUCCACGCUAGGCAUAAUAGUGAUAUUGCCUUUAUCGGGCUGGGACAAAUGGGCGCUAGGAUGGUGAACAAUUUAAUAAAAAAUGGAGAAAAACCUAAAGUCUACGACAUCUUACCAUCCAAUACAAAAGCUAUUCAAGGUGCCAUACCCUGUUCAUCGGCUGACGAAGCUGUAGAAGGAUCGAAAAUUGUUAUAACUAUGUUACCAAAUGGAAGCAUUGUUAAAAGCACUAUAUUAGGAGAAAAGGGCAUUCUCAAACGUUUGGCCAAAAACUCAUUAUUGUUAGACUGUUCAACAACAGGACCGCAAGUUGCCCAAGAAUUAUUCCAAAGUGCGCAAGAGUCUAACGUUCGCUUUUUAGAUGCACCAGUAUCUGGUGGUGUGGUUGGCGCCCAAGCAGGAACUUUAUGUUUUAUGCUUGGAGGCAACUUAAAGGACUACCAAGAAGUGGAACCGCUAUUGCUUCAUAUGGGAAAAAAAGUUAUAUACUGUGGAAAAUCGGGAGCUGGACAAAUAACUAAAUUAUGCAACAAUUUAAUAUUAGGUGUAACUAUGAUAGGUACAGCUGAAGCUUUGAAUUUAGGGGUAAAACUAGGCCUUGAUCCUAGUCUGCUAACAAACGUAGUAAAUAUUUCAACGGGAAGGUCAUGGUCUUCCGAUACUUAUAACCCUGUACCUGGAGUUAUGGAAAAUGUACCAUCGGCUAAAAAUUAUGAGGGAGGAUUUUCUGUUGAACUAAUUGCUAAGGAUUUAGGACUGGCUGGUGAUGCUGCUUUAAGUAUAAAUGCACCAAUUCCACUAGCUGCCAUGUCUCAUCAGCUUUUCAGAACGUUGAUUACAUAUGGACUAGCAAAAAAAGAUUUUUCUGUAAUAUAUAAGUAUUUACAAGGUGAAAAGGUGGAAUAAAACGUUUUAUUAUGAAA
Messenger RNA from Sitophilus oryzae (rice weevil), 1069 nucleotides. RefSeq names its product 3-hydroxyisobutyrate dehydrogenase, mitochondrial. Gene Ontology annotation, cellular component: mitochondrion. The record is from RefSeq and is a predicted model, not a curated record. The transcript has 6 exons. Lineage: Eukaryota; Metazoa; Arthropoda; Insecta; Coleoptera; Curculionidae. Gene Ontology annotation, molecular function: 3-hydroxyisobutyrate dehydrogenase activity; NADP binding; NAD binding. Bases 102 to 1052 code for a protein of 316 amino acids. Gene Ontology annotation, biological process: L-valine catabolic process.